AACCUGUUCCGCUUCGGCAGCUCGAGCGACUUCUUCGCGCCCAUGAAGUACAGCGAGGAUGACCCGGCGGCUUCGGCCAACGGCGACAACAACAGCAGCAGCAACAAUAAUGCUGGCAACAAGGCGGGGAGCGGCGCUGCAGACGCAGGGAACAACAACGACGUGCUGCCGCCGCGCGCGCUCUCGCCCUCGAAUCAGGCGACCCACGCGCGAGGACACGAGCGCGAGGAAGGAGCCGCUGGCGGAGAUGACGGACGAGCUGGAGCUGGAGAUGUGGUCGGACGCACCAUUGACAUCAAGAUCCGCAAGCCGCGCCAGCCCAUGGAGAUGCUGCCGUCGCACAACAGUCGCCGCAAGAACAGCAUCGAGAUGUUCCUCUCGCAGUCGCCGAGCCAGGCGCUGGGCGGGGACUUCCUCAAGCUCAGCCUGGACGACCGCCAGAUGAGCCUCCAAGCGAAUGAGCGCGCUGCUAAUGGCAGCGUGUCGGUUAGUGGAAGUGCCGCGGGCAGUGUCAACUCGUACGCGUCGGGCCAGUUCCAGCUCAACCCGGUGCAGGAGUCUCCGAAUGAAUACGCGUCGCUGUCUGGCCGCUAUCGCCACCAGCAGCAGUCUUCCGCCGUCCAGCAACAACAGCAGCAGCAGGAGCGCUACCGUUCCGGUGGACGUGACACGCAGCAACAUCUGCCGACGUCGCUGUCUCUUUCGCGCUCGAACACGGUGCCAGGUACCAGCAGCACAGCGUCUGGUGCAUACAAUGGAGCGUACACCUUGAGUCCGCGGAUGUCGUCCGAAGACUCGUGGUCGGGCAGCCAGGACGGGGACAACAACGCCAUGUACCAGGAGCAAAUGCACGACUACUACGGCAAUAACCAAAUGGCGGCCUCGUACGAGCAGCAGUACCGUCAACAGCAGCAGCAGUAUCGGUCUCCGCAGACUGCUAACGGGUCGUACGGCUACGGUGGAGGUCAAGGUCGCGCGCAGAUGAACUCGGGCCAGUGGAACCCAAUGGUUGUGGGACCGCACCCUCCUACCGGCAUCAAGUGCAAGUUCGUGCACCAGGCCGGUGCUCCGUCCGCGGACCAUAUGGGCAGUGCUCACAACUCGAGCCGUCAAAAUGCUUCCAUGAUGUACCAGCAAAGCCGGAUGAUGAUGUCACCCCCUCCGUCGCACAUGAUGCAGCAGCAGCGCCAUCAAAUGGGCAGCGAUGAUCUCGGCCACCAGAUGAGUGGAGGGUUUGGAGGGCGUCAGCAGUCUCGGAUGGGAUACCGCUCGGAAAACUCGAGUGUGGGUGGGAUGAGCUUGGGCCUGAUGAACGGCGGUGGGAUGAGUGCGCCUAUGAUGGGCGGCGCUGCCAAUGACCCGUCCAGCUUGAGUGCUGCUCUGAGUGUGGAAGACAUCCAGAACCGUGUGUUCGCUAUGUCGAAGGACCAGAAUGGCUGUCGGCUGCUGCAAGAGCAACUUGACUACGAAGACCGCGCUGAUCUGUGUGAAGUGAUUUACCAGGAGUCGCUGGAGCACCUUGCUGAGAUGAUGGUGGACCCGUUCGGUAACUAUCUCUUCCAGAAGCUGCUGGAGCGUGUGAACGAGAAGCAACGGCUUGUGAUCAUCCGCCGUGUGAGCUCGAACCUUGUGGCUGCUGCGCUGAACUUGCACGGUACCCGAUCGGUGCAGAAGGUGGUGGAGGUUUGCGCGACAUCACCUGACGUUAUCGAGGAGGACUAUGACGACGACGACGGUGACGAGUAUGGCUAUGUGAAUGAUCGUGAGGAGCGCCCUGAGGGUGGCGAGCGUCGCCGAACGACGAGCCUGCCGGAUAUUAUUGUGGAGGCGCUGAAGGAUGACGCCGUGCGCCUGUGUAUUGACUCGAACGGCAACCACGUUAUCCAGCGUGCGCUGCAGUUUAUGAAGCCUGAGUACAACCAGUUUGUGUUCGAUGCUGUGUGUAAGGAGUGCACGACUGUUGGCACGCACCGCCACGGUUGCUGCGUGCUGCAACGUUGCCUGGACGCGGCCAACAAGGCGCAGAAGGCUGAGGUGAUUGAGCAAGUGGAGCGCCAGGCGAUGAAGCUGAUGCAGGAUCCGUACGGCAACUACGUUGUGCAGUAUGUGCUGGACUCGUGCACGGCUGAAGAGGCCUUCGGUGUCAUUAUGAAGCCGUUGGGCCACAUCUACGAGCUGUCGGUGCAGAAGUUUAGUUCGAAUGUGAUUGAGAAGUGUCUGGAGAAGGCCCCCGAGCGCGUGCGUCAAAAGUACAUUGCGGAGAUCACAAGCUGCCCCAAGAUGAACAAGAUGCUGCAGGACCAGUUCGCCAACUACGUGGUUCAGCGUGCGCUCUGCGUGUGUGCUGAGGAGCAGUGCCUGCUUCUCGUCAAGGCCAUUCGCCCGCACCUGGCCGCUAUGAAGAACACGUCUGGUGGUCGUCGCAUUACUGCUCGGAUUCUCAAGCGCUUCCCGAACAUGGACAUCAGCAUGGACAUGGGCAUGUCGCCGACUGCCGAUAAUUUGUUCGAUAAUGGCGCCAACGGGAUGAUGAUGGGCCACCUGCCGUCUUCUGCCAUGGGCGGUGCCAUGGGCGGCUACAUGCACCAGCAGCACCUGCAGUCGAACCAGAUGUACGGAAUGCAGGGCGGCGGUCACAUGGGCGCUUCUCAUCACUUCCAGGGUGGAGGCCGAGGCAACCGCAUGCAGCAGAUGAACGACGGCAGCAUGAUGAUGCUAAACGAUGUGGGCGGCAUGGGGAUGAACGCCACGAGUCGCGCAUAAGAGAGCGAGGGAGAGUCCAGCGGUGGUGGGAUGAAAAGUAUGAACCAGUGUUAGGGAAGGAGCGUGUGGUGUAUGAACGACGAAGCAGCGAGGAAGACCCGGUACAAACGAACGCUGGAGACGCGCAGCAGGUGUGAAGAAGGAUGGGUGACCUGCCACCAGC
This is a messenger RNA of Phytophthora sojae, 2926 nucleotides long. RefSeq lists its product as hypothetical. Gene Ontology annotation, molecular function: mRNA binding. The transcript is spliced from 2 exons. The record is from RefSeq and is a predicted model, not a curated record. NCBI's taxonomy places the organism in Eukaryota, Oomycota, Peronosporomycetes, Peronosporales, Peronosporaceae. Bases 43 to 2763 code for a protein of 906 amino acids. Gene Ontology annotation, cellular component: cytoplasm. Gene Ontology annotation, biological process: post-transcriptional regulation of gene expression.